AUGAAGAACUUGGCAGCAGGAAACCACUGCACAGUGAAUGAAUUCUUGUUGGCUGGGCUCUCAGAAGAACAAGAACUUCAGAUGCCUCUCUUCCUCUUCUUCUCUGGAAUCUAUGUGGUCACUGUAGCAGGGAAUGUGGGCAUGAUCACACUGAUUGUGUUCAGUCCCAACCUGCACAAUCCCAUGUACUAUUUCCUCAGCAGUCUGUCCUUCAUUGACUUCUGUCAGUCCACAGUUGUCACCCCUAAAAUGCUGGUGGGCUUUUUGACAGAGAAGAACCUCAUCUCCUUCCCUGGAUGCAUGACUCAGCUCUAUUUCUUUAUCAUUUUUGGUAUUGCAGAGUGUCACACACUAGGUGUAAUGGCAUACGAUCGCUAUGUGGCCAUCUGUAACCCCUUGCUUUACAAUGUAACCAUGUCUUAUCAGAUUAGCAGUGCCCUGAUUACAGGAGUGUAUAUUUUUAGUAUGUUCAAUGCCUCAAUUCUCAUAGGCUUCAUGAUCAGGAUUCAGUUCUGCAAAUUAGAUGUGAUCAACCACUAUUUCUGUGAUCUUCUUCCCUUCUUGGAGCUUGCAUGCUCUAAUACCUAUAUUAAUGAGUUGUUGAUUUUAGUUUUUGGUACAUUUAACAUUUGUGUCCCAAUUCUCACCAUUAUUACUUCCUAUAUCUCCAUUAUUGUCAGUAUCCUCAGAAUUAAAUCCACAGAAGGUAGGUCCAAAGCCUUCAGCACCUGCAGCUCCCACAUCUCUGCUGUUGCUGUCUUCUUUGGUUCUGCUGCAUUCAUGUACUUACAGCCAUCAUCAGUCAGCUCCAUGGACCAAGGGAAAGUGUCAUCCGUGUUUUAUACUACUGUUGUGCCCAUGCUGAAUCCAUUGAUCUACAGCCUGAGGAAUAAGGAUGUCAGUGUUGCAUUGAAGAAAAUACUUCUAAGAAAAAAUUAA
Microtus oregoni (creeping vole) is the source of this 939-nucleotide messenger RNA. RefSeq names its product olfactory receptor 1537-like. Bases 1 to 939 code for a protein of 312 amino acids. The record is from RefSeq and is a predicted model, not a curated record. The transcript has a single exon. Gene Ontology annotation, molecular function: olfactory receptor activity; odorant binding; G protein-coupled receptor activity. Gene Ontology annotation, cellular component: membrane. NCBI's taxonomy places the organism in Eukaryota, Metazoa, Chordata, Mammalia, Rodentia, Cricetidae. Gene Ontology annotation, biological process: G protein-coupled receptor signaling pathway; sensory perception of smell.